GUGGUGCUGGCGUUUUGCGAGCGACUGGACCGUCUCGAAAACUGUCUCGUGGGUAGACUCAAACAUACUAUUCAUAUUUACCAUAUUGGAUAACUAUUUUGGUUAAUAGUUGCAAAAUAUAUUUUACGAUACUGUUAUUUACCUGGAAAAGGAGAAUGGCUGCCGCUGAGGUGAAUGGUAGUUCUGCCCAGGUGAGGGAGGAAGAGGAGCCUAUGGAAGUCACCGCUGAAUGCGAGCACACCGAGAACUACCAGAUACUCAUCGAUGCCGGACUGCCGGAGAAAGUGGCAGAGAGUCUUGACAAUGUAUUCUCAACCGGGUUGGUGGCAUAUGCUGACCUGGACGAGAGGGCCAUCGAUGCUCUACGGGAGUUCAAUGAAGAGGGAGCGCUGUCUGUACUGUUGCAGUUCAAAGAAAGUGACCUGUCCCAUGUGCAGAACAAAAGUGCUUUCCUUUGUGGAGUCAUGAAGACGUACAGACAGAGGGAAAAGCAAGGAAGUAAAGUACAAGAAUCCACCAAGGGGCCUGAUGAGUCCAAGAUCAAGGAUCUGCUGGAGCAGACCGGAUACACCCUGGACGUCACCACGGGACAGAGGAAAUACGGCGGGCCCCCACCAGAGGAAGUGUUCCAAGGAGCACAGCCUGGGAUUGGAACUGAGGUGUUUGUGGGAAAGAUCCCCAGAGAUCUGUAUGAAGAUGAGCUGGUGCCACUGUUUGAGAAGGCGGGCCCUAUCUGGGACCUGAGGUUAAUGAUGGACCCCCUGUCGGGUCAGAACCGGGGCUACGCCUUCAUCACCUUCUGCAGCAAGGAUGCAGCAGCUGAGGCUGUGAAACUUUGUGAUAACUAUGAAAUCCGGUCUGGGAAGUACCUUGGAGUGUGCGUAUCUGUAGCAAACAACCGCCUGUUUGUCGGAUCAAUCCCAAAGAACAAGACCAGAGAGAGCAUAUUGGAGGACUUCGGCAAAGUCACAGAGGGGCUUCAGGAAGUGAUCCUCUACCACCAGCCAGACGACAAGAAGAAGAACCGUGGCUUCUGUUUCCUGGAGUACGAGGACCACAAGUCUGCAGCCCAGGCCCGCCGCCGCCUCAUGAGCGGCAAGGUGAAGGUGUGGGGGAACCCGGUCACUGUGGAGUGGGCCGACCCGGUCGCUGAGCCCGACCCAGAUGUCAUGGCUAAGGUGAAAGUCCUGUUUGUCAGGAAGCUGGCCACCCCGGUCACAGAAGAGCUACUGGAGAAGACCUUCUCUGCGUUUGGAAAGCUGGAGCGGGUGAAGAAGCUCAAAGACUACGCCUUUGUCCACUUUGAGGACAGGGACGCAGCUGUGAAGGCAAUGGCAGAAAUGAAUGGGAAGGAGCUUGGGGGAGAGGAGAUUGAGAUAGUCCUGGCCAAGCCCCCAGACAAGAAGAGGAAAGAGCGGCAGGCUCAGCGCCAGACCACCAGAAACCCAGGGUAUGAUGACUAUUAUUAUUACCCACCACCACGCAUGCCUCCACCAGGUAGGGGCCGUGGUGGCCGAGGGGGCGGUGGCUACGCAGCCUACCCCCCAGACUACUACAGCUACGAGGACUACUACGAUGACUACUACGGCUAUGACUAUCACGACUACCGCGGGGGUUACGAGGACCCCUACUACGGUUACGACGACGUGUACAGCAUGAGGGGCCGUGGCAGCCGGCCAAGCAGGGGAGGUCCGCCCCCACCCAGGGCCCGCGGAGCACCACCCACACGGGGCCGAGGCGGCUAUGCCCAGAGGGGGCCACCCAUCGGAGGGCCCAGGGGUGGCAGAGGAGGGGGCCGGGGGGGACCCUUCCAGCCACAGAGGGGCCGCGGUACCCGAGGAGCCAGGGGGAACCGCGGGGGCAAUGUGGGCGGGAAGAGGAAGGCGGACGUCUUCAACCAGCCUGACUCCAAGCGCCGGCAGACCAACCAUCAGAACUGGGGGUCUCAGCCCAUCGCCCAGCAGCCCCUGCAGCAAGGGGCCGACUAUUCUGGUGGUGAAGCAAGAGCGGCAUCGCUUGAGUGAGGAACGAACUCACCCUGAACUGUGUUCCUUACAAAAGGCCCGGACUGUAGGGGAGCUUCCCUCAAGCUAGCCCUCACCCUGCCCUACCUGUGGACCAGUUAGGUUCAUACAAAUGGAGUAGACUUAUGGCCUGGGCCACAGUGGGCAUAGACAUCUCCCCUGAUGAACUCGUGGCAUAUUUGCGAGCCCAGGCUGAUGAAAAGACUCCAAGGCUACUCUACUAUGUUGAUCUUCCUGUCCCCAUACCUAUUGUCUCUGAUGCUGGUCUGUCAUGGCUGCUGCUGGCUACCAUGCUUACAGAAAUGGAAGGAGUGGUCAGAGGCAGACUCCCUGUCUAAGCAGCUACAUCAAGGCCUGGACCUUAAGGAGAGCCUGGCCGCACGGGUGAGAGAGGUCAUCCAGCGCCUGGAGACCCUGUAGGAGGCCAAGAGAGCCGUCCGCGACAGGCACCGUCACCACCACUGUCGCUCUGGCUCCUCCUCCCGACAGCCUGCUUGGACACCAGCCGGAGACCCGGCAGAGACUAUGAAAUAUGAGGGGAACGUUGGACCAUGUUUUGCAUUGAAAAUGUAGGCAGACAUUUUUUGGGGUCAAGUAAAUUGACUCUUGUUAUACUUUGGGAUUUCAAGACUGGUGUUGAUGUAUGUGAAAGGUGGGAUAUGACUUGACAAAAAGUGACAGUGCCCUUUUCCAUUGAACAUGUACACCUAUAUGACACUGGGACCUGUGUGGCUCAGUUGGUAGAGCAUGGCGCUUGCAACGCCAGGGUUUGAUUCUCAUGGGGGACCAGUACAAAAAAUGGAUGCACUCGCUACUGUAAGUCUUUCUGGAUAAGAGCAUUUGCUAAAUGACUUAAAUGUAAAUAAUUUGUC
Molecule: messenger RNA, 2896 nt
Organism: Coregonus clupeaformis (lake whitefish)
Lineage: Eukaryota; Metazoa; Chordata; Actinopteri; Salmoniformes; Salmonidae
Product: heterogeneous nuclear ribonucleoprotein R-like
Exons: 15
Coding region: 156-2024 (622 amino acids)
Cellular component (GO): ribonucleoprotein complex; nucleus
Molecular function (GO): mRNA binding
Source: RefSeq, a predicted model, not a curated record